Molecule: messenger RNA, 489 nt
Organism: Canariomyces notabilis
Lineage: Eukaryota; Fungi; Ascomycota; Sordariomycetes; Sordariales; Chaetomiaceae
Exons: 2
Coding region: 184-447 (87 amino acids)
Source: RefSeq, a predicted model, not a curated record
UUUUGCCGCUCUCGUCUUAUCCAAAACUCGGUCCCGAUCAGGCUACCUUUAUGGUUUGCAUGCUUGGUAUGCUGCUGUAUGGCGAUCUAUUAUGCGAAGCAGGGGGAUACAACAAGGAUGCGGACGUUCAGCCCACGACCCACCAUUUUUCGUGUGAAAUGUGAAUGGUCAGAAAUCUAGAUAAUGUUGUGUACUUUGGUGGUUGUGCUAAUUAAUAUGAUUCGAGCUUCUAUGAUGUCUUAUCCCGCUCUCUUAGUAUGCUUCUGUAUGACGUCCUCAUUACCGCGUCAAUGUGGGCCCCUUAUUGUCUCCAGGUCUUUUCUCAUGAGUAAGCCAAGGACUUACUUGCAUAUUUGUGCCACUACUCAAGCCCUAGCAUACAUUGAUGAUCUUUUGAGGCUUGCGGUUCCUUCCAUGGCCCAUACCUUUCAUGCACUCAAUGCCUGAGCAAUUACAGGUUACCAUCUGGUACCUAAAGUAGGUAGGCAG